UCUUCAAACUUUUCGAUUCUAAACAUUGUACGUUGGGCUAAAUGAGUCAUUUGGGGAAAAAUGAGAGGGUAAUUUCAUCCCAAAGGUACAACUUGAUUAUGCGCAUUACUGAGCAGUACUUAAACAGCGUAGCAGAGCAGAUGAUUAAACAAUCACGUUCAACGGAGAUGUACACGUUCUCUCCCCCUAGGCCUCCCUCGCAUCGCAAGAGAGUUUGGGCAACACGUGGGUCUGAGAAGACCUUUUGUCCGAGAGCACUCUAAAUUUCCAAGCUUUUGACUCACGGGGAGAGAGAGAAGAGAGAGAGAGAGAGAGAGAGUGACUGUGAAGUCAUAUUCCGGCGAGAUGACGGACCAAAAAUCCGAAGACUGGCUCCCAACUGGUUGGACCGUUGAGGUCAAAGUUAGAAAUAACGGUAAAAGAGACAAGUAUUAUUACGAUACCACAAGUGGACAUAAAUUCAAUUCCAAGGCAGAGGUAUCUCGCUAUCUCAACACCUCUCAAAUCAGCGAUGAAGUCAAACAGAAAGUUGAAGAGACUUUGAAGCGAUCAGCAAAUGAUGUUGUGGUUGAGAAGACUAUAGCAGAAGGACUACCUCAAGGAUGGAUCAAAGAAAUUCGGAUGACAAAAAAGGAUCAUAAGAUCAGGAGAGACUCGUACUAUAUUGAUCCUGUAAGUGAAAAAUUAUUCCGCUCUAUGAAGGAUGUGAAUCGCUAUCUUGAAAAUGAGGAGCCAAGAAGGCUAAUUCUAGAGCCAAGUCAUGGUAUUGAUAAGGAAUUGGAAGAUGAAAAAGCCUCUGCAAAAUUACAUUGUCUGUAACUUCAAUCAGAGCUCGCACUUGAAUGAGAUCAUGAAGGAUGGACAGAUACUUAAUCUAGCAUGUAAGGGAGAAAGCCCGACCUUUCCAGCACAAACU
Messenger RNA from Prunus persica (peach), 916 nucleotides. RefSeq lists its product as uncharacterized. Lineage: Eukaryota; Viridiplantae; Streptophyta; Magnoliopsida; Rosales; Rosaceae. The coding region runs from base 346 to 819 and encodes 157 amino acids. The transcript is spliced from 5 exons. The record is from RefSeq and is a predicted model, not a curated record. Gene Ontology annotation, molecular function: DNA binding.